Molecule: messenger RNA, 2980 nt
Organism: Bombus pyrosoma
Lineage: Eukaryota; Metazoa; Arthropoda; Insecta; Hymenoptera; Apidae
Gene: serp
Product: chitin deacetylase 1
Exons: 5
Coding region: 338-1936 (532 amino acids)
Biological process (GO): carbohydrate metabolic process
Cellular component (GO): extracellular region
Molecular function (GO): hydrolase activity, acting on carbon-nitrogen (but not peptide) bonds; chitin binding; protein binding
Source: RefSeq, a predicted model, not a curated record
GGCGGGCCUCAGUCAGUCCGUUAGUGGUACCUACGCCUUCAAGGUCCGCGUCCUUGAAGCGAAUACACUCGUUCUCGAUCUACCUGAGAGAGUAGCCAAAGAUCUCAGGGCGCCCGCGAGCGCUGUUCCUCGAUCUCGACUUCUUUUCCGGAAGUGGUGCCGGGAAACUCGCGAGCUCUUCGUUCGAAUACCCAAAACGGCCCCCCUCUGAUCAUCCCAUCGUCGAAUUCGACACGAGUGAAACACAGGCCAGUCGGACGCGUGGAUAAGUCAGAGUCUCGUGAGUCACGGAACCUCCAUCGGGAACCGGAAGCGCCGUUCCUUCCGUUGGACGAGGAUGAGGUCCUCGCUGGUGCUGCUGUUCCUGGCAGCCAUCGUUCUCGCCGAAGGCUCGAAUCGUGUGAAGCGACAGGAGGAGAAGAAAGAAGAGAGCUUCGAAAGCGAGAUCUGCAAGGACAAGGAUGCGGGCGAAUGGUUCCGAUUGGUGGCAGGAGAGGGUGACAACUGUCGUGACGUGAUUCAGUGCACCAGUUCGGGUCUUCAGGCCAUCAGGUGUCCCGCGGGACUGUAUUUCGAUAUCGACAAACAGACCUGCGACUGGAAAGACUCGGUGAACAACUGCAAACUGAAGAACAAAGAAAGAAAAGCGAAACCCCUGCUUUACACCGAGGAACCGCUCUGUCAAGAUGGCUUCCUCGCUUGCGGCGAUGGCUCUUGCAUCGAGAGAGGUCUUUUCUGUAACGGGGAAAAGGAUUGCGCCGACGGAUCUGACGAGAAUAUUUGCGAUAUGGACAACGACCCGAACAGAGCGCCACCCUGUGACCCUACAGUCUGCGUUCUACCCGAUUGCUUCUGUUCCGAGGACGGUACCACGAUCCCCGGAGAUCUACCUCCCAAGGACGUACCGCAGAUGAUCACUAUCACGUUCGAUGACGCCAUCAAUAACAAUAAUAUCGGACUGUACAAAGAGAUCUUCAACGGAAAACGCAAGAACCCAAACGGUUGCGAAAUCAAGGCCACCUUCUUCGUCUCGCACAAGUACACCAACUACUCGGCUGUCCAGGAAAUGCACAGGAAAGGACACGAGAUCGCCGUUCACUCUAUCUCUCACAACGACGACGAACGUUUCUGGUCAGACGCGACGGUGGACGACUGGGCUAAAGAAAUGGCUGGUAUGAGGAUCAUCGCGGAGAAAUUCGCUAAUUUAACGGACAACAGCGUGGUAGGUGUGAGGGCUCCGUAUCUCAGAGUCGGUGGAAACAAUCAGUUCACGAUGAUGGAAGAACAAGCGUUCCUUUACGAUUCCACCAUCACCGCGGCCUUGAACAACCCACCGCUAUGGCCUUACACGAUGUACUUCAGAAUGCCGCACCGUUGCCAUGGAAACCUUCAACACUGCCCGACGAGGUCGCACGCAGUCUGGGAGAUGGUGAUGAACGAGUUGGACCGCCGCGAAGACCCACAGAACGACGAAUACCUCCCCGGUUGCGCCAUGGUAGACUCGUGCAGCAACAUCCUAACCGGCGACCAAUUCUACAACUUCCUAAACCACAACUUUGACCGACAUUACGAACAAAACCGAGCUCCCUUGGGCCUCUACUUCCACGCAGCCUGGCUGAAGAACAACCCCGAAUUCUUGGACGCGUUCCUUUAUUGGAUCGACGAGAUCUUGUCCAACCACAACGACGUUUACUUCGUGACGAUGACCCAGGUGAUCCAAUGGAUCCAGAAUCCUCGCACGAUAACAGAAUCGAAGAGUUUCGAGCCGUGGAAGGAGAAGUGUAUCGUGGACGGACCUCCCGCUUGUUGGGUUCCUCACACCUGCAAACUCACCUCGAAAGAGGUUCCUGGAGAGACCAUCAACCUUCAGACCUGCGUACGUUGCCCGAAUAACUAUCCAUGGGUGAACGAUCCGACCGGUGACGGUUUCUUCUAAGCCCACAGUGUCGCGUUCCUCCUUCUCGUCUAAGUCAAACCCUCUGAUUCUCCUCUUGCCUGUCGUUUUGGGCGUUCACCUUUGAUCUUCCUUCGAUCCUAACCCUCUCAUUCUCGUCCUGCCAUUGGUCGAUUAUCCUUCACGAGUUUCACGGUGGACGUUUUCGAUCGGGGAACACGGUCGGCUGGGCUUUCAAAAAGAUUACUUCCGUUACGAUACAGGGUAGUUGUAUAAAAUUUUAAACGGAGCCUUUUGAUAGACUGUUUUUAGAGGAACAGUUAAUAACAGAGGAUGUAGCAGAAAGGGGCUCGAAGACGUGAUUGUCGAUAAAGAUGAGAAUCGAGCUCUCCCGAUCGGUUCGUCGACGAAAACCGUCUAUCACGUCACCAACGAUCUGUGAUAAUUUUCAUGCGGCUCGAGAUUCAGCGACCAGGACGACGAACGCAACGACGAACGCGACAAUGAACGCGACGACGAACGCGACGACGAACGCGACGACGAACGCGACGACGAACGCGACGACGAACGACGAUACAGCGAACUAUUCUUUUUCUCUCUUUUCUCUCCCAUUUCUCUCCCAUUUCUCUCCCAAACCCACGACGAUUUCACCCUGACCUCCGCGAAACCUGACCUGGAGAGAAACGACGCGAUCGUAACGCGAACACGAAAUAAAAAAGGAAAAGUAAAACAAAACAAGGAUUACUAUCAUCGUGUGUAAUAUAUGAACGCGUGUCUCAGCCUGUCCCUGAAAAAAAAGACGGAUCCCUGACACAUGGACGGAGGACACGACGGAUUUAGCUGGGAGGUCGGGCUGCGGUUGUCCUAUUGACCCCAGGAAAAAUGAAAAUAAAAAUCGAUGAUCCCUCAGCGACCGCCAGAACUCCCUGUCACAAAAUGGCGGACACCCUUAUUUUUAAAGGGUUAGCCAAACUUUUAUAUAUAUAUAUAAAGAAAUAUAUAUAUAUAUAUAUAUAAAUAUAAAAUAUCGUGUAUGUAUAUUUUUUAAAGCUAAGUGAUAAUUAUCAAUUUUACGUUCUCGAUGGA